AUGGCCACCGAAGCUGACCUGAUGAAGCCUCUUCAGCCGCUUGACCUUAUCUUCAGCUGCAACAUCUGCCAUGAAUCCAUUCGUGACAUUUCCAGUCCUGUACAGGACGUCAAAGAACUCGAAGGCGGCCGCAAACCAGUCGCGAAACUUUGGAUGACCGAAUGCGCACAUCUGAUAUGUGCGAAACACCUCGAGGGUGGAGCUCCUCCGUUCCAUCCUGCCGGACAAGCUCCUCGCGCCGUCUGUCCUGUCUGUGGCAAUAGGCAGAACAACCGUGCGCUCAAGCAGAUGGUGGCAUGGACGCGCUUCGGGUAUGUCAUCAAACCCAAAUCCAUGUGCGAGUUUCGACUAAUAUUGAUCAAGUUUCAAUUCCUUGGUCUUGUUACAUACGGUAUUGCUGUCGCCACCAGAUUUCGCAAUCUGCAGACGGCGCACUCCCAUCUCAAGGACCAGACAGACAAGCUCAAGCUGGAAAAGACGGAAGCCGAGACAGAGAUCCAGACGCUAACCGAGCGGAUAACGUUAGCGGAAGAAGCAGAGAGAAAAUACAAAGCCAAAGAGCCUGAAAUCAAGCACUACCUCCAGCAGUUCGCCCUGGUCAAACGAGAGCUAGAUCGCCGCAAUGAAGACCUAAGACGACUUGGUCAUCAUCCUCCUCAAACCGAUUACACUUUCCAUUCUCCCCGCUUGUAUAAGGACGACGCAUCUACUGGACACACUCAACGUAGCGACCGCGUUGAUCGAGCCAACCCGAGAACCGUGGACGACUAUAUCCCGAGUGUUUCGAGUACCACCAUGCGGGGGGACUCUUCAAGAGCUCGUAAGCAACAAAACCCUUUGGCGAACGUUUGUUCUAACAUUGUGCAAGAUGUAGAAGAUGAUCUCCAGAGACCCGAAAGCAAGAAACGCAAAGUUGACGAGUAUCGCUAUGAGCCGAAUAACAUAAAAAGCCCGUCCAAAGGCUCAGCAGUGCAGAAGCGGCCUGGGAUAAGACUUCCACCUGCAUCAUCAAUCACCGGCACCGUCCCUUCGAGGAGCAGACAUUUUCAACCAUAUCCUACGCCAUAUCAAAGCAACAGUCAGCGAACGACCAAUAUACACCAUGAUGACGGUAUAAGCAUCGGUUCUCAGUUAACAUACACUCAACGACAAAACUGGGAGCCAUGGGAUCGUACUGGAGCCGUCCACAAUCCUGCCGUUACGUCUGACGAUCGCCUUUAUAUGAGCGGUGCUUUACAGCCGGAAGACUCAGACUUCGACCCGUCCAUCCCCUUCGAAGCGCCUAAGCAGCAAAAGAGUAAGAUUCAGCCAGUCGAUAGCAUCGAUGACAUCUCGAGAUCCAACUUCAUCACAUCUGAACCACUUUCAGCGCAUGUGCUGUCUGCUCAGCAAUAUGCAACUGGAGGAGAUACUGCAUACGACUCACGCAGCACAUUCCAUGAGCUGCAAGAGCCGUAUGGCGCUUACUCGGCGACUAAUCAGUACUCGCCGCGGGCUCGAGAUUCACGUACAAACUAUGAUCAACAACAAUCUUUUGAGCGUCCGUCUGCUCAACGUGUCUUGCCAAGGCCGUAUCAGUCGCCAUAUCGCGGAUCACAGACUCAACAGAACGCAUUCCAAACGCUAUACGAUCGACAGAGGAAUAGACCUCAUACUCCAUCUCCACAGCAGGUCAGCGUUCUCCAACAGUCAAAUGAUACCUCAGUGAGCAGCCCUUUCUUCCGAGCAGACCAAAAUCGUAGCUCCAGACGCUACCCUAUCUCUUCUCCUAUGGUGUCUCAUUCUAAUCAGCAGACCAUACCAAGUUUCAGGAUGGCACCGCCUCAGAGACCUGUACAAAGCAGCUUUCAAUCAAGGUCCCAAACAAUGAACGGUCUCUCUUUCGUUGAACGUCCACAGAACGGUCGUGAUUAUGGUUACGAAGUUGACGCGAUGUUUGACGAUCGUCAAAAGAAACUCACGAACCGAGCUCCAAGAGAUCCCAAUGGUCUUUUCGUGAGACGUGACCUGCGUGAAGGCUCAAUGCUAGUAGAUGAUUCGAGACGCGGGACAAUGCAUUCAUCCUUCUACUCCGGUCGACCUCAACCAUUACCUUCGAAGGUUCCAUCGUUGGCAUCGAGCAUCAACAUACCUCAUUCAAGAAGAGGACUAACAUAUGAUCGAACACUCAGCAACAUACGGGGCGUUAAGGGGGGCUCAACAUCGUCAAGGGGCUUGUCAACGGAGCUGUUCGGCUCGAGACCUGUGUUUGGUCGAGUUGAGGCUGAGCAAUCUUGA
This is a messenger RNA of Aureobasidium namibiae CBS 147.97, 2277 nucleotides long. RefSeq lists its product as uncharacterized. The transcript has 5 exons. The coding region runs from base 1 to 2277 and encodes 758 amino acids. The record is from RefSeq and is a predicted model, not a curated record. NCBI's taxonomy places the organism in Eukaryota, Fungi, Ascomycota, Dothideomycetes, Dothideales, Saccotheciaceae.